This is a messenger RNA of Rhineura floridana, 3005 nucleotides long. It is a transcript of the gene WDR88, whose product is annotated as WD repeat domain 88. Lineage: Eukaryota; Metazoa; Chordata; Lepidosauria; Squamata; Rhineuridae. The record is from RefSeq and is a predicted model, not a curated record. The transcript has 11 exons. Gene Ontology annotation, molecular function: protein binding. The coding region runs from base 1 to 1380 and encodes 459 amino acids.
AUGAUAGAAGAGAAAAUGAGAUAUUCUGUUCUUUCACAGAUUCAUUUUAAAAUUUUAAAAGGACAUUCGGCAGCUGUGACCUCCUGUCAUUUCUGUUUUGAUGAUACAAAAAUUCUUUCUGCCUCUUAUGACAGCACAGUGAAACUGUGGGAUAUUGCCCAUUCUAUCUCUAUUCAGACCUUUAUGGGUGAGCAUACUGGACCCAUUUCUGAAUGCUGCCUGAGUCCUGAUAACAAAAGGUUGAUAACAGCAUCAUAUGAUAAAAGUCUAAAGGCCUGGGAUACUGAAACAGGAAAAGUGCUUGCCUGUUCAUGGGAGCCGGCUCUUCCCUGCCGGCUUCUGUGCGCAUCUCCUGAUGGAGCCGACGCUCACCUAGGCCGGCACCUCCCGAGCAGGGAGUGGAUGCUGCGAAGCUUUCCACGGGCUCCUCCUCCGCCAGCUCCCCAUCAUUUGGAUUGCGCGGUUUGCCUGGUGUCAAAAAUGAUAUCCGAAUGGGUGUCAAGGCAAGCCUCCCUGGGGAGGUCAUUCCAUAAGAAUGUGUUUUGGACCCUAGAGCAGGAUGGCCUUGUAACUUCAUGUCAUAUUUCUCAUGAUGGUAAAUAUGUUGCCUCUGGUUCAGAUAUGGAAAAUGCUUUAUUCAUCUGUAAUACAGAAGAUGCUAAAAAGGUGGCGUACAUUAGAGAGUAUCAUAAAAGCACAGUGAAAAGAUGCCGUUUUGAUCCUCGCAACCAACGAAUAGCUACAGUAUCAUCUGACAAAUCUAUAAAAUUCUGGGAUAUUAAAGCACAGUCUGCCACAGUCACAAUUGAACGGGCACACAGCAAUGCAAUUUCAGAUUGCCGUUUCUCCUUAGAUGGUCAUUAUUUGUGCACCGCAGGUUGGGAUGAAGUCAUAAAGUUAUGGGAUAUCAGAACAGGGGAGUUCCGUUCUCAUGGGCCCAUUAUUUUGGACCAAGGUCAUAUAGGUAUCGUUGGCUGCUGUGAUAUUAGUAAAGAUGCAUCACUUGUGGUGUCUGGAGGUUAUGACAAAACAAUCAUUAUCUGGGACUCACAAGAGGCAUAUAAAAAGCUAAGUUUAAAGGGUCAUACAGAUUGGGUGACAGACAUUGCAAUCAGUAGUGACAAGAAGUGGCUUGUUUCUUCUUCAAAGGACUGUACUUUGAGAGUUUGGGACAUUGAAAAGGCUAAUGACAUACCUGUGGUAAUACAAGCCAUAAAAACAAGAGGCUCCAAGAUAGCUAAGUGUGACGAAUGUAAGAAGUCUUUCCUGAUCUUCCAGAAUGAUGAAGACAAAGUAGAAACCAAGUGUGUUUUCUGUCGACUGGCAAUUCAUGACCAGACUGUUUUACCAGUGCCCCCUCCUUUGCCUCCUGAUUUCUAAAGGAAUCGGGAACAGACAGAUUGUUAAAAUGCUCAUUUUUUUUUUUAAGUGUAUGACUGUAAAGUGAUAAAAAUUAUUUGCCUGCAUACACAGAACUCAGAAUUUGAAGGAUUCACUGUGUCCUACUAGUUGACAAGCAUAAAAUAAAAAUCAGUACUACCUAAUGUAUUUACACAUCUAGUUCAAUACGGCUCUCACUAAAGUGUAAUUUAAACUUUCAUCCUUGAGGUGAGAGAACAAAAGUCAUAUGAAUCUAGUAUGGAACACAUGUACAGAAUUUAACAGUGUAGGUCCAGCUGAGAGGUAAAACUUGUAAUUCUAAAAUAUAUUUAUUAGAGCAAUCAAAAUGUCACAAAAUAGUGUGCAAACCAUGAGGUUUCCAUCUGGUCAAAGUCUCUAGAUGGAAUGUGGGAGAAUGUAAUAGACAUUCAAAUGAGACUCUUAUGUGCUAUGCAGGUUUCAGGUUGCAUAUUAUUUAACAGAGCCUAAUUUGAAUGUCUGCUAUCUCUCCCACAUUCAGUUUUGAGAUUUUGACCAGUUGCAGACCCUAUGACUUUUUCACAGCCAAGUUUUUUUCUUCCCUCCACCCUUUUGUUUACCACCUAGCCUAAUUUAUUAUUUAUUACUUUUAUUUAGCAGGAUUUAUAUGCUGCUUAAUCAUCCAUAACCUCAAAAUGGUUUACAUAGAAUAUAAAAUGUUCAUUUAAAAACAUUGAUAAAAUCAAAUGUUAAAAGCAAGUUAACCUAAAAUGUAUCAAACAAUAAGUAAUAUAAAUAAAAUCAGCAGUUGUUAAAAUAUACAUAAUAAAAUAAAAUUGCUUGUUAAAAUCAAAUGUCUUGGUAGGCUUGUGUAAACAAAAAGUCUUUAGCAGGCACUGAAAAUAAUAAAGUGAAGGUGCCUGCCUAAUAUCCAUGGGUAGAGAGUUCCAGAGAAGAAUAUCUGCUGUCACAUGGAAAAACUGAUUCCUUGCAAGUGUCAAAGUGUUGUUCUGGAGAACUUGAAAGCUUGCACACAAUUUUCUGGCAUUUUGGUUGACCUAAUACAGAUUUUGGAAUUUUUCUUACAGGCCAAUAUGGCUACCUUUGUUUUGAGCGUUGGAAAUGUGUUCAUAUUUAGUUGCAUUUGUAAAUGUAGAUACAUACAUGUGUAUGUGUGUAGACUGUUAGAGUUAAGGAACACAAGAAUCCUUUUUUUAAAAUUAGGAGUACUGCUGUGUCUUGCUGCAGAGCUUCUUUCUCCAUCAGUUCACAGGCCUAAAUCUCAUGGAAGACUACAGGAAAUAUUGUCUGCCAAUUGCUCUUCUCAAUUAUUUGCAGAACUUUUUCAGGCAGUGAGUAAAAGUUGUAUAACAGAAACAAAUAAGCUUAGUAAGUAUGAAAUAUUCUGUUACCAGCUCAGUAACAGAAGACUGUCUAGUAGUAAUGUUUUUGAAUUCUGGGUCUCUUUUCUCAGAAAUGCAUUUGAAUUUACAUUUAUGUUUAUAAGAGAUUUAUGGUAGAAAAAAACCCCUAGCCUGAUACGCAGUUGCUUUUAAGGGUACCUUAAUAAUGAUAUAUAUCUGUAAUUGUCAUAGAGUUUUGAGUUCUGUAAAUGGUAUAACUUUCUCUAAACCUCCAGUGUAUUU